This is a messenger RNA of Ornithodoros turicata, 2038 nucleotides long. RefSeq names its product AP-1 complex subunit sigma-2-like (gene AP-1sigma). Gene Ontology annotation, cellular component: membrane coat; AP-1 adaptor complex; intracellular membrane-bounded organelle. NCBI's taxonomy places the organism in Eukaryota, Metazoa, Arthropoda, Arachnida, Ixodida, Argasidae. Gene Ontology annotation, molecular function: clathrin-cargo adaptor activity. The record is from RefSeq and is a predicted model, not a curated record. The coding region runs from base 146 to 607 and encodes 153 amino acids. The transcript has 5 exons. Gene Ontology annotation, biological process: vesicle-mediated transport; intracellular protein transport.
AGCCAAUCGUUGUGCCACUCCGGCUCGCUGUGGUAACUCGCUCAGUCGGGUGCGCAAAAAGGAAUGUGUCGAAUAUAAUCUGCAACACUAGUGCCUUCAUUUGCUGUUAAUUUGCAGAGCGAAUACAGGUAGAACAGCUUCCAAAAUGAUGCACUUCAUGCUGCUGUUCAGUCGGCAGGGCAAGCUGCGACUGCAGAAAUGGUACGUAGCACACCCGGACAAGCUGAAGAAGAAGAUUACCCGGGAACUGGUUACCACAAUCCUAGCUCGGAAGCCCAAGAUGUGUUCCUUCCUCGAAUGGAAAGACCUCAAAGUCGUAUACAAACGAUAUGCUAGUCUGUAUUUCUGUUGCGCCGUGGAACAAGCGGAUAAUGAACUGCUGACUCUUGAAGUAAUUCAUCGCUAUGUGGAGCUUCUGGACAAGUACUUCGGAAGUGUGUGCGAGCUGGACAUCAUCUUCAACUUUGAAAAAGCUUACUUCAUCCUGGACGAACUUUUGCUGGGUGGAGAGAUGCAGGAGACAAGCAAGAAGAACGUCCUAAAAGCAAUUGCAGCGCAAGAUUUACUUCAGGAGGAUGAGAUGAUUGACGGUGGCAUGCAGGACUAACAAUGCUCGUCCCGAAAGCGGAUCCGUUUUUACAAGCCAUUUAUGUUUGUGGUUGUCUGUCCUGGGCACUCCUCACCCAUCCCAACCCGUCCGCUGUGUUGAAACGGUGUGAAUUCGGCAUUAUUUCUGUACUCUCACUUUGUUAGUUCAGAGCCUUGAUUGUUACCCGAGACAAUCACGCAUGAUCAGGAUGUACUCUUCAGUAGGAUGUGUGCAUGUUUUGGCUGUUUGGAAGUGUCAAGUGAAAGCCUGUUAGAACAUUUUUAUCGUGAGAUUCUUCAAAAGAGGCCAAACACUGGACCACGGUUGAGGGCGGUACAUUGCCAAUGCUAUUUGCCAUCUGUAUACAAAGUAAGAAUCUCGUUUACUGAUUCCUGAUAAUCGUCUAGCUCCAAUUUCUUGGUUUUCAUCAGUUCUCGAUAGAAGUACUCAUUUUAAAAAAUCUGGCCACCACGUGGAUAGAAAAAAAGUGAGAACCAUCAGACUUUCCACAUAUAAUACUGUUUGUCACUACUACCUUUGUCUGUCAUGUUUUGUGUACCUUUGUGUGUCACCUGUUUGAUUUUUGUUCCAUAUUCAUAAAGUUUUCUAUCUUCUGCAAGCUGCAUGUUUACUGCUGUUGAAUCUGUUCCUGCCAUGCUAUUAGGUAUGAGCAGCGUCACAGUAACAUUUUUCUCUUACGUUCACGCACAUUUUUGUACAAGGUCGCAGGCAGUCUGCGGUGUUGCUUAUAAUGCUUAACAUUGGCAAUCAGGAAACAUUUUUUGUGGGUAGACAAUCACGUAGUUGUGGGCAUUCCCGUCAAAUAACGGUCCACGUUGCGUUUAAUCCAGUAAUCAGUCCGAAAGAAACUCAUUGAACGACCAGCUCAUUCAUUGUAGUGCAGGUAAUUACACAUCAUGUGCCCCUCUUGGCACAAAAAAACAUUGUUCAUGAUGCAGCUAGACAAGCAAACGUUAUACGAUUGCCACUCUCACAGCAAGACACAUCUCUUGUUAGGUCUGUUCUGAUACUCGGGGCUAGUCACGACAUGUACGUGACCUGACAAGCCUGCGAAGGAUUGUUUUGUUGUGACGAUGCCAUUCUAUAGUUACUGACAAUAACUCAGUGUUGAAAUACAUGUUUACACAUUUCCAGUAUCGUAACAUAGAAUGAACAAGCUUUCCUUUCUUAUACACAUUUCAGUAUUGAAAUUUGGAAGGUCCAGAGUUUAUACUGUGAACUGUUGAAGCUGUGUGGUCGUAAUGCCAGUUUCUGGAUGUGCUAUUCUAUGCUCCUAGUAGAUUGCAGUGUGGUCGUAGGUGUUUGAUAUUUCUUAGCUUCAUAGCUACUAGUAGUGCUCUCGUUAGUCUACAUGCAUGUUAUGUUGUCAUGUAUCCAACAUGAAAUCUCAAUACUGUGAUAAAUAAAUGUCUAUGGAAUUGAGAAUAA